Felis catus (domestic cat) is the source of this 4681-nucleotide messenger RNA. RefSeq names its product olfactory receptor 1L8-like. Gene Ontology annotation, biological process: G protein-coupled receptor signaling pathway. Bases 3081 to 4196 code for a protein of 371 amino acids. Lineage: Eukaryota; Metazoa; Chordata; Mammalia; Carnivora; Felidae. Gene Ontology annotation, cellular component: membrane. The transcript has a single exon. The record is from RefSeq and is a predicted model, not a curated record. Gene Ontology annotation, molecular function: olfactory receptor activity; G protein-coupled receptor activity.
UUAAAGUUGAUGCAGUAAGAAAUCAAGGGGCACCUUCCAGAAGAGAAGGCUCCUGUCAUUCCUGGCUGGUCUCUGCCCCACCAGCAGUGAAUUAAGUGGAGUGCCGUUCUUUAGACAGCCACUUGAUGUCCUUUGCAUUUCUUCCUUACAUCUGUUCAGAAUCCAAAAUGACCAUCUAGGCAUUCUUUCAUUCUGCAAAUAUUUAUCAAGGGACUAUUAUGUUCCAGGCUGCACGCCAGGGAGGGUGGUGUAACAAAGAACCAGACACGGUCUUCAUACUUGGGCAGGUCACAGUCUAGCAGGGAAGACAGUGUUGUAAAUACUAAGAUUCAGCUCCAGUUCAUACUGUGUGUGCAGGAGGAGGUCCAAAAGAAUGUGCUACUGGAGGCUAGAGGGUGAGGACCUCCCACUAGCACUAACAGACAGGGAGAAUGGAUGAUUUAGGCAGAUGGAAUAAGAAAUGCUUGAGUCAAGAAGAAGCAAAAAAUGCCUUACAGUUGGAGUGUGAAAUGGGCGAAGGCUAGGAGGGAGGCAGGAGAUGAGCCACAGAGCCCACAGGAGCUACCUCACGGAAGCUCAGUAAGCCACAAGAAGGAAUUGGCCUUCAGUCUGUGGGUAAUAGGGAGGCUUAUGCAGCAGGAAAGUGUCUGUCAUGGGUUGAAUUGUGUCCCUGAAAAAAGAGACACUGGAGUCCUAAUAUCCAAUACCUCAGAAUGUGACCUUAUUUGGAGAUAGGGUCUUUACAGAGGUAAUCAAGUUAAAAUGAAGUUAUUAGGAUGGAUCUUAAUCCAAUAUGACUGAUGUCAUCAUGAAAAGGAGACAUUUGGACACAGGAACACACAUGCAUAAGGGAAAACAAUGUGAAGAGACCAAGAGAGAAGACCAAUAUCCACAAACCAAAGAGAGAGGUAUGGGACAGACCCCUCACAGCCCCAGAAGGAGCCAACCCUGCCAACAACUUGAUGGUGGACUUCUAGCCUCCAGAACUGAGACAAAAGAUAUUUCCAUGGUUUUAAGCCACACGGUUUGUGGUACUUUAUUACAGAAGCCCUAGAAAGCUAACCCAGACUUUAGCCUGAAGAGUCAGGUGAUCACAUUUUUACUAUUAAAAGAACACUGUGGCUUCAGUGCAGAGAAUGGAUGGCGGAGGGGGUGUCAGAGGGGCUGUGGGAACCAAGUACAUCAUGGGGACAAUACUGCAAUAAUCUGGGCAGGAAUGACGAUUUUUCACCAGAGUGGGGAGAUGAAAAAGGUUGCAAGAUUCAAGAGAUAUUUAUGAGGUAAAACAUGGGAGAUCCCUAGAGAAACAAAGCCCAUGCUGAUGGGCACUAGACAGAAAAAAAAAAAUGGAAAAAUGAUUGUGAUUCCAGCAACACAGUCUUCCUGCAUGCUUCUAGCCUCAGCCCCCUCUGUUGUCACAGACAGAAGACCUUCCCUUCCCCCUCUGUAUUUGGUCUAGCCCCGCCUCUCCUUCCCAGCCACCAGCUUCUUCUUUAUCAGACAUUUCCCAGUCACCCCCAAAGUGUUUAUUGAGCUUGUGGCUUACAAACUGCUUCCACAUGCAUCUUCCUCACUUUUCUCUUGAGAACAGGCUUUAUUUUGUCUUAUGUAUGAGGAGAGCGAAACAGAACAGGGAAGGGAUUUUGCCAAAGACACAUUGUGAUUAGUAGGGCCAAAAUUCAAACCCACAGCUUCUUUCUCUGCAUCCCAAGUUUGUUUUCCUGUGCCCUGCCAUAGCUCCAUGAACACAGCCCCAGUCAACACUGGAUUUGAAGGAGGUCCUGUCUCUAGCAAUUACAGUAAAGGACUCCAUGCAACAUUGAUUUUGAAAGUGGAUCAGUUACUGGAAAAAGGAUGUUAAGGUAGAAAAUUUCUACAGUGAAAAAUUACACCCCAGCCCAUUUGUUUUUGGCGUAAAUUUGUUGAAGCUUUGCUAAAGUGUGAGGAGGUAGCGUUUGGUGUUUAAGACCAUCCUUGUUGGGAUCCAGGCUUUGGCCCUUGUGGGCUGCAUGAUCUUGAGAAAAGUAUUCAACACUUUAACCUCAAUUUUCUUAUCUGUUAAAAGGGAAUGCUGUUGAGAGCCAGCUCAGAGUUGUUUUGAGUAAUGUACAUAUUUAGUUCAGUGCCUUAUACAUAGCAAAGACUUGAUAUGUUUUAGGCAUACCUGUUAUUAUUUGCCUUAAUUGCAUACUCAUUAAGAUCCUAAAAGCACACAAAAAUAGUUCUCUCUUAAAGUCUCACAAACUCAGGUGAAGGGUGGUCAAACAGUGAAAAAUCAAAGGCUGAGAGAUUUGCCAAGAAACACAGAAUAAUUGCUUUCAAGAGCAUCCCCGAACACCUGACAGACAAGAGGAUUUUGGCAGGAAGUAAAGAAUUAAAUAAGGCAAGUAGAGAAGGGUGAAGUAAAGGUGAGGUGAGGAGGUAUUUACUGUCCCCAUAUUACAGGUGAGGACAUCAAGAAUCAAAGUUAGGUAAUCAGUCCAAGACCACACACCCAGAAAAUGAAGGAGCUGAUUUCAAAAUGUGUGCUCUUAGCAGAGACACCACACUAAGCUCAUUGCUUUCCAGUGCACCUGUCACGACACCUGUAGCAUUUUAUUGUGCUUAUUUGUUUAAAAAGUUCUUCUCUACUAGACUAUAACCACCUUAAGAUUAGGAAUCGAGAAUGACUCAUCUUUGUACUCUCAGUACAAAGUUCAGUCCUAAGCAAUUGAGUUCCCAGUGAGCAUUUAAUGCAACGGUGUUGAAUAAUUGUGAAGCCAUAAAUCCCCAGUGUCUAAGAGUGUUCUAAUAAAUAGGUUCACAUAUAAUAGAGGAUUUUUUUGCCAGCUUUUAAUGAAAUGUUGUCUCUGAAAUUUUGACUAUAAACACUGUGCGCCUAUGUCAGCAUUCAUAUUUACCUGUUUCACUUAGGUAUUUGGGGUUUUUUGUCGUCGUUUAUUUACUUUGUUUUGUUUGCAAGGAGGAUAGAGAGAUGAGCCUCAACCUGACAUAUCUGAAUAAGCAUUUAUGGGGAGCUAGAGAAACAUGCAUCACUGAGGUCCACCAAGGAUUGUUUCUGAAAGGAAAUCCUUUCUCUGAUGUCCCUGCAUUUAACACAGGUUAAACUUUUGUAUUGUUCAACUCCUUUUUGUGGAAGGGAAGGAAGACAGAAUCAUGGGCAAUUUAUAGGAAUUCUUGGGGAGACAGAAUUGGAACUUGUUGAAUUGAAAGUUCUGGAAUUUUCCAUAUUCACUGGUACAUGCAGGAUUAUGGAGAGGGUCAAUCAAACCGUCAGUGUCUCUGAGUUCAUCCUCCUGGGACUGUCCUCCCGGCCUGAGGACCAGAAGCCACUUUUUGCCCUGUUCUUCAUCAUGUACAUGGUCACUCUGGUAGGAAAUCUGCUCAUCAUCCUGGCCAUCCGCUCUGACACUCAACUCCAGACACCUAUGUAUUUUUUCCUCAGCAUCUUAUCCUUCAUUGAUGUUUGCUACACAACAACCAUCAUUCCCAAGAUGCUGGUGAACUUCCUGUCAGAGAAGAAGUCCAUCUCCUACGCUGAGUGUAUGACCCAGAUGUAUUUCUUCUUGGCUUUUGCCAACACAGAAAGUUAUCUCCUGGCUGCCAUGGCCAUUGACCGCUUUGUGGCCAUCUGUGACCCAUUCCACUAUGUCACCACCAUGAGCCACCGCCGCUGCGUCCUGCUGCUGGCCUUCUCCUGCUCCAUCUCUGACCUCCAUUCCCUGUUACUAGUUCUUCUGAUAAACCGUCUCACCUUCUGUGACUCCAAUGUUAUCCCCCACUUCCUCUGUGACAUCAACCCUCUGCUGAAAUUGUCCUGCUCCCCCACAUUUGUCAAUGAAAUUGUAAUUAACACAGAAGGAUUGAUAACCCUGGUGACCCCCUUUAUGUGUGUUGUCAUCUCUUAUGUCCGGAUCCUCAUUGCUGUUCUUAAGAUCCCUUCAGCUGCGGGGAAGCGUAAAGCUUUCUCUACCUGUGGCUCCCACCUCACCAUGGUGACCCUCUUUUAUGGAAGCAUUAUUUAUGUUUAUUUCCGACCCCUGUCUAGCUAUACCAUCAAGGACAGGGUGGCAACAGUCAUCUAUACAGUUCUGUCCUCCAUGCUGAACCCUUUUAUCUAUAGUCUGAGGAACAAAGACAUGAAGCAAGGCCUGAGGAAGCUGAUGGGCAGGAGGUCCCAGGCAGCACUUUCGUGAGCACACUAAGAAGCAGGUCUUCUUUGAGCCUUCAUUUCUGCUGAUUCCUGGUCUACAUACCAAGUUGCUAGAAGUUAGCAUAUCUAAACUGAGUGUUCGUGGGAAAUUGUAUAAGUGACCAGACUAGAAUAUUAUAUACCAAGUCUCAUAUAUUCAUAAUAUUUUAUAUUUAUCUUACAGUAUAAUAAUAAUAAUAAUAAUAUAUCUUAUCAUAUACCCACCAAUCAAAGCCACCUCAUUAGGGCCACCUAACUGACCCAGGGUCUUUGCACCCAUUUCUCAUUCUCUUACUCCCAUUCCCUUUUCCUAUCCACUCCUUCCAAGUGCAACUAAAAAUUUCUCACUAAUUUUUCUUGACUAGAUUUCUCCUUGUCAAUAACUCUGAAUUCCCAGGGUGCCUGAGUGGCUCAGUCAGUUAAGCAUCUGACUUGAUCUCGGCUCAGGUCAUGAUCUCACCAUUUGUGAGAUCGAGCCCUGUGUCAGGC